Molecule: messenger RNA, 444 nt
Organism: Lonchura striata (white-rumped munia)
Lineage: Eukaryota; Metazoa; Chordata; Aves; Passeriformes; Estrildidae
Source: RefSeq, a predicted model, not a curated record
GUGUCCCCCCGGGGUGUCCCCAGGCACAACGACAACAAAACGUUCCUGGUGUGGGUGAACGAGGAGGAUCACCUGCGCGUCAUCUCCAUGGAGAAGGGCGGCAACAUGAAGGAGGUGUUCCGGCGCUUCUGCGUCGGCCUCAAGAAGAUCGAGGAGAUCUUCAAGCAGGCCGGGCACCCGUUCAUGUGGACGGAGCACCUGGGCUACAUCCUGACGUGCCCGUCCAACCUGGGCACGGGGCUGCGCGGCGGCGUCCACGUGCGCCUGCAGCACCUCAGCCAGCACCCCAAGUUCGAGGAGAUCCUCAAGCGCCUGCGCCUGCAGAAGCGCGGCACAGGCGGGGUGGACACGGCCCCGAUUUCCGAGCAGAUUUUCGUGUGGAAUUGGGCCGAUUUCCGGGCAGAUUUUGGGUUGAAUUGGGCUGAUUUUCGGGCCAAUUUCUGA